Molecule: messenger RNA, 2961 nt
Organism: Dendronephthya gigantea
Lineage: Eukaryota; Metazoa; Cnidaria; Anthozoa; Malacalcyonacea; Nephtheidae
Product: aspartate beta-hydroxylase domain-containing protein 2-like
Exons: 1
Coding region: 451-1446 (331 amino acids)
Source: RefSeq, a predicted model, not a curated record
UCGACGAAGGCGUCGUGUUGUCAGCUUGACGUCAGCAAGUUGCAUAUAAAUAUGGCUUUUACAGUAGCGAGGGAUGCGAAAAAUUUGAAGCCAAGACGGCGAAAUGUGAAGCCUUUCUUGUAGAAUGUCGUCAGUAAAAUGGCGGUAAUUAUGAUUUUACCUUUGAAAUUAUAUUAUUUUUUUAUAUGAAUUAAAAAGAAAAGUUUACCAGUUUACCUUGUCACAUUUGAUCUAUUUUUUCACAGGUUAUUUGCACGAAUUUGACCAUUUGACACCGUUGAUCCGAUAUUGUUGAUCCGAAAUCUAUAAUCCCGUUGAAAAUUGAUCCGGAUUUCGAUCGAUUAAGUAAACGAUGCAGAAAAAUCAACAUGGCUGCCGUGAGGACUCGUCAAUAUCUCUGUAAACUUCAAUUCUAAGGACACUACGUUUACUCUUUCUCGUGGUUUAAUUAUGACAUUAGAUAGUGAUCAUUCUUCUACAUUCCCGAGUUACCUAUAUGCUGUCCUUACUUGUGCAUUAGUCUUUUUAAUUUGGUCAUUGGGUCGACUUCAAGCUAGGAUAUUAUUCGACAAAGUACGAAGCCAAACAUAUUCUCAGACUAAUUCAAGCAAAAUAACGACAGAUGUAGAAUUCAGGCGACAAGAAAAGGUGGACGUCUGUACUUCUAUCUCGUGUAUCAGAUGCUCAAAGAGUGUAUACUCUGUUGAAAAACUGUUGACGAAAUGGAAGGAAAUCGAGCAAGCCUUUGAGCCGGAUGAAAACACACGGAAUAAAGUUAAAAAUGGAAUUCUGGACACUUCAAAAGUGUCUAAGAAGUAUAGGAGCAGUCAACAAGAGCCAACGUUGUUUUAUUUGGAAGGAUUGCCAAGUCGGAGUUGGUACAAUAAACAGGAUUAUUCAACUGAAGUCUCUAUUUUAGAAAAAAAGUGCACUUUGGGUAUUUUUGAAGAGGAAUUUAUGAAAGUCUAUGAAAAUUUAGACAAAGGUUGGGUGUCAAACAAAGUUCCCUCAGGAGAAUGGCAUUUAUUUUAUUUUAUAAACCAAGGCGUCAAAGAUUACAGAAAUUGUUUGCAAUGUCCAAAGGUUGUUGAAACAAUUGAAGGGCUUGAAUCAGCCAUGUUGGAUUGUGCAUUUGGGAAUGUAAUGUAUUCUGUACUGUUACCAGGCACAAGCAUUGGUCGCCAUUGUGGACCAACAAAUGCCCGUAUCCGAUGCCAUGUGCCACUAAUAGCACCAAAAGGAUAUUUUAUCUCUGUUGCAGGGGAACAGCGAACAUGGAAGAAAGGAGAUAUUUUAAUUUUUGAUGAUUCUUUUUACCAUGAGGUUUAUUGUCAUGCUGGUCUGAACGAACCAAGAGUUGUGCUUAUGAUUGAUUUGUGGCAUCCAUCUUUGUUAUUGAAAGAACGAGAAAUGAUUAGGAAGCUGUUCUCUCCACAACUCACUUAAGUUUGGAUUAAUGUUAGGAUUACAACUCUGAUUAGGUUAUGGCAGAUUAGGGUUGUCUAAUCUAAUUCAAAAUCCUCUACAAUCCUAAAUCUAAUUCAGUCUAGUGGGAACAUGGUGGAGAAAACAUUUAGUUUACUGUGUAGCUUGUUGGACACAUUGUUAUUUUCUUUCACUAUUUAAAAAUCCACCCUGAUUGCUCAUCGCUGUUCUCUUUGAUUUCAAGCAUGCAUAUAAUGUUGUAUAAUUUUCACCUAAUCACUUAUCACUGAUAGUGUAAAUUUUUUUGGGGGGGGGGUUGAAUUACAUCCUGAUUCAUUUGUCUUAAGGAAUCUAUCACUCCAGAAAUGUGUAGGAAAUGGUAAAAAAUGCGUAAACAUAACAUGGACAUAGAUAGCUUUAUUAUUAUUAUUAUUAUUAUUAUACAUAAAACAUACUCCCAAUAGGACUUUUCAGUAUGUACUAACAAGGCUAAAAAUAGGUAUAUUUCUAUCUACAAUUACGUUAUUGACUAUGCUAUGUUUAUAAAAUAUGUUUACAAUUAAGAGAAAUCCUAGUUGUAUAGUUAUACUAAGAUUUUAAUACUUUAACUAAGAUAGGUUUCCGUUAACGUUAUUUGUUAACAUAUUUUUCUUUAAGUGCUUCUUAAAUGUUUUAAAAGGUAGUUUUUUAAAAUCUUUAUCUAGAAUGUUCCAGAUUUUUAUUGCUCUAUAGCGAAAACUUCUUUGACCUGAUGUUGUUUUGCAUGGGGGGAUGUCAAGGUCGUCUUUAUUCCGGGUGUUCUUGUUGUGAACUGCAUUUCGUUUUGAAAACUGGUCGCAUAAGUACGGCGGUGCAAGUUCGUUCAUGCAUUUAUAAGCCAUUAGUGUAUCUCUGUACUGUAAAUGUUCCUUGACUGGGAGCCAACCGAUCGCCUGUAGUACUGGUGUUAUGUGGUCGUAUUUCCUUGUAUUUGUUAUAAUCCUACAAGCAAAAUUUUGUACUUUUUCGAGUUUUUUUAUGUUUGUUGCCGAUGUAUUCGACCACACCGUAGAGCAGUAAUACAAUCUGCUCAUCACUAGGGCAUUGACAAUCGUGUGGAGGGUUUCGCUAUCGAAGCUGUCCUUUACUCUAUUUAUUUGGUACAGUUUUGCCAUUGAAGAUGAUAUGACGUGUCGUAUAUGAUGAUCAUAACUUAAAUAACUGUCCAUGAAUAGCCCUAGGUCUUUGGCGUAAGAGGAAGGUGUGAUCUCUUUUCCUAGGAACGAGAUAACCAGUCCUUCAGUAAGGUUUCCGAUUAACUGUCGAGUGCCUAUUAGCAUUAAUUUUGUCUUUUCAGGGUUAAUUAACAGCUUAUUUGUGAAACACCAUGUUGCAAUCCUCUUAAGAUCCUCUUCUAUGUUACUUUUUGCAUCGAUUAUAUUCGUGAUUGGAAAGGACAUGAAUAUUUUCGAAUCAUCCACAAAUGAUUCUAACUUAGCUGUUUUUGGUGCUGUUGGAAGGUCGUUUAUAUAGAUGCAAAAUAACAGAGGUGACAAU